AUGAAUGAAGAUGACAGACCUAUUGAGGAAUCGAUAACAACAAGAAAACGACAAAAUGACAAUGAAUAUUCUGAUGAAGCAAAACGUAGAAACAUAGAAACUGGUAGAACAAAUCUACGCUUUGAUUUUUUUGAGAAUAAUUCUAUUGGAAAUGCAGAUGUAUCUUCUUUAUUGGAAAAAUUAACUACAAUUAAGCAGCAACUAAACGAUGUUAAAUCAUUACUUUCCGAUAAAGAUAUUAUCGAUUGGAACAGGCAUACUGCUUAUAUGAAUACAGCUUCGACUAUUGUACCAUAUUUGCGUGAGAAAUUAAAUAUUGAAAUCGGUACACAAGCAUGGGCAAAAAUGUAUGAAAUUUUAGCAAAUUUUGAUUUGAUUAAUGAUGUAAAUAAAAAUCCACUAUUGACAACGCUUCAUUUAUGUGAAGCACCUGGUGCAUUUAUUUCUGCUCUUAAUCAUUUUCUUGUUACUCGAGAAGAAAAUCGAAAUAUUGAAUGGCAAUGGUUUGCUCAAACUCUAAAUCCUUAUUAUGAACAUGAUGAAUCAACUGUAGCGAUGCUUAUUGAUGAUGAUCGUAUUAUAUAUCAUACGAUCGAUGAGAAACAUUGGGAUUUCGGAAUUGAUAAUAGCGGAAAUAUUAUGAAUGAAGAAAAUAUUAAUUAUUAUAUAUCACGGUUUCAAUCUAUGGAUAUUCAUCUGAUAACUGCUGAUGGCAGUUUUGAUGUUCAAAAUAAUCCCGGUGAACAAGAAGGACUUGUUUAUCCUUUGUUGAAAACUGAAGUUUAUGUUGCAUUGUCAUGUUUAAUUGCGCACGGAAAUUUUAUAUUAAAAUUAUUUACUAUGUUUGAACAAGUUACUAUUGACCUGAUUCAUUUGCUCUAUCGAACGUUUCGUCAGAUAUCAAUGUUCAAACCACAAACGAGUAAAAAAGGAAAUUCUGAAGUUUAUGUAAUUUGUAUUGAUUUUAAUCGUGAUAAAUUUACAAAUUGCUUUUCCGACAAUCUCGAAAUCAAAUCUUCGCCAUAUUCAUCGUCGUUUGUUAAUCAACUUAUUCAAUGUUCGGAAUUAUUGCAAUUCAAUCAAAUAAAUACAAUAAAACAUAAUCUCAAUUGUUUUGAAAAUCGAAGCAAAAAAUUUAAUAAAAAAUUAAGUAAAUUAAAAGAAAACGUUCUCAAUCAAUAUCUUGAUCGAUGUCAAAUUCGUGAAUUACUAUCCAGCGAUCGACAUCUAUUAAAAGCAGAUUUAGAAUCGAAAUAUUCUUAUCAGCACAACAAUCGAAUAACUCGUACAGGUACUUUUAAUAAUCAGCAUCAAAUCGACAUCGACACAGUUCAAGGUCAAAUUCACAAUGGAUUCUUUUGUUUAAUAUGUUCAAAUAAUAAAAUUAAUGAUUUAUGUCAUGCUUGUCAGCUGUCAUCUCAAAUCAUUAGUGAUCGAUCGUUAUCCAUAUCUCAUAUUUACAUCGGUGAACUAAUUGCCAGUAAACAAAUUAUUCUCGAUUGUGUCUAUGGGAAAAAAACGAAGGCUAUUCGAAAUUCAUGUUUUUGUAAUAGAUAUUUGCUUGAACUAUGCAGUAAAAUUGAUAUUUAUACAGUUUCAUCGAAUGAAAAAUUAAUUGAUUUAAAAUCUAUUAAAAAAUCAUCUGCAGUCGAAAUUUCUCAUGAACAAUUUGAACGACUGGAACGAUUUACUCGUGACUAUGAAAUAAAUUUACAAUGUGAAAAUGGUGUUUAUUAUGUUCAAUCGGCACCUCUUCUUACUCGUUUACAAGCAUCGGUAAUCUAUAUGCUAACUCGAACUUUUGAACAAACAUCAGUUUAUGUAAUACCAUCUUCUUCGCCACAUUUACUUUUCGUAUUUGAAACAACUCAAAAAGCAAUCAAUGAUGAAUAUAAAACAGUGGAACAAGAAAUUUCUUCAUCGAAAAGUUCAACACUUUUACAAUUUGUUCAUAUGCAUCAACUGUUAGAUCAACAUUUUACUUUUAACUUAAUACAAGCAAAUAAUAUAUGUUUACAAUUAAAAUAUGUCACAUAA
Molecule: messenger RNA, 2037 nt
Organism: Rotaria socialis
Lineage: Eukaryota; Metazoa; Rotifera; Eurotatoria; Philodinida; Philodinidae
Source: the annotation of a GenBank genome assembly